Eutrema salsugineum is the source of this 1125-nucleotide messenger RNA. Its product is annotated as putative F-box protein At1g47765. Gene Ontology annotation, molecular function: protein binding. The transcript has 2 exons. Lineage: Eukaryota; Viridiplantae; Streptophyta; Magnoliopsida; Brassicales; Brassicaceae. The record is from RefSeq and is a predicted model, not a curated record. Bases 1 to 1125 code for a protein of 374 amino acids.
AUGGAGGAACAAGAAACAAGGAAGGAAGACUUGGCUACAGAAGAACAAAGACUCGUCUACAGAAGAAGAAGAACAAAACCAAAAUCAACUUUGUCAUUUCCUCUCGAACUAACCUCAGAGAUACUCUUAAGGUUACCUGCGAGAUCUGUUUUUAGGUUUCGUUGCGUACCAAAGCUUUGGUCAUCAAUCACCACCGAUUCAUAUUUCAUCAAGUCGUUCGAAACUCGGUCCUUCCUGCAGCUAAGUCUUUUAGUCUGCUUCGAAAAAGAUGGCACGUUGUUUGUUUACUCCAUUCUGCAACACCGUCAAGUCUCUAAAGAGUCUUCUUACUCUUACACUUCUUCCAAUAUCUUCUAUACGGAAUCUGUGAACGGCUUGAUCUGCUUUCAAGAUAAAUCAGGACAGCCGAUAGUUUGGAACCCUAACAAGAGACAGAUCUUAACCUUACCUAGACUAAGAGAGAACUGGGAGUGUACUAUAGCAAUGUUUUUAGGAUAUGAUCCAAUCGAAGGUAAACACAAACUAAUGUGCAUUCCUUCAAGCAGAAGUUGCGAUGUGUGCCAAGUUAUAACAUUGGGAUCAACUCAAGAAUCAUGGAGAACUGUCAAAACUAACCAUAAGCAUCAGUAUUGCUUCCGUUCAGGGCGAUGCAUCAACGGUGUUAUAUAUUAUCGAGUCGAGGCUUGGGUUGUAAUGAGCUUUGAUGUCAGAAUUGAAAAAUUUGGAAUGAUAGAUUUAUCAUCCCAUAUUCAUUGGGGUAUGCUAAUAAAUUACAGGGGAAGGUUAGCUUGUGUUGAUGAAUCAUCGAGCAAAAACAGAUUGUGGAUUUUGGAGGAUGCAGAGAAACACAAGUGGUCGAGUCAAGACUUUCUUUCACCUUUUGGUCACUUUGAGAUUUUGAAAGACUAUUUCAGUCUAAAAGGUUAUACUCAUACUGGUGAGUUUGUUUUUGAACCGUCCGUGUUUAGUAAAUCUUUAUAUAUUUUAUUUUAUGAUCCGGUGAGAAACAGCUUUAGAAGAUUCGAAUUUAAAGGCAUGGUAGACGACGAUGAUGAAACUUUCUUCAAUAAGGGACUUCAAUGCCAACGUACGUAUCUGCUCGAUACCUUCCUGAAUCACAUUUAA